This is a messenger RNA of Priapulus caudatus, 1763 nucleotides long. Its product is annotated as sodium-coupled monocarboxylate transporter 1-like. Gene Ontology annotation, cellular component: membrane. NCBI's taxonomy places the organism in Eukaryota, Metazoa, Priapulida, Priapulimorpha, Priapulimorphida, Priapulidae. The record is from RefSeq and is a predicted model, not a curated record. Gene Ontology annotation, biological process: transmembrane transport; sodium ion transport. Gene Ontology annotation, molecular function: symporter activity. The transcript has 14 exons. The coding region runs from base 28 to 1677 and encodes 549 amino acids.
UGAAGUUCCGACGACGACCACGACGAGAUGGCGACGCCGACGGCGACAACGUUCUCCUACAUUGACUACAUCGUAUUCGCGCUGUCGCUCGUGCUGUCGGCUGCUAUCGGCGUCUACCACGGAUGCAUCGGCUCUAAGCAGACGACGACAGACGAGUUCCUGAUGGGCGGCAAGAACAUGGGAGUCAUACCGGUCGCGCUGUCCAUGUGUGCCAGCUUUCUGUCGGGCAUUCAGGUGCUCGGCCAGCCGGCUGAGAUGUAUUACUACGGCACACAGUAUUGCUUCUUCACGUUCUGUAUCAUCCUCGCAUAUCCGAUUACUGCUUCCGUCUUCGUGCCAAUCUUUCAUGGAUUGCAAGUGACGAGUGCUUACGAGUAUCUAGAGCUGCGAUUUAACAAGACUGUUCGUACGCUAGGAGCAAUGACAUUCAUCCUGCAAAUGGGUGGAAUGAAGGCAGUCAUAUGGACGGACGCCUUUCAGAUGGUGGUCAUCCUCGUUGGCCUGUUAGCUGUCAUUGUAAAGGGCACGAUGGACGUCGGUGGCAUGGACGAGGUGUUUCGCAUCUCUGACGAGGGAGGGCGCCUUAUCUUCUUUAAUAUGGAUCCGGACCCGACCACCCGGACCACAUUCUGGAGCAUGAUUAUAGGGGGCGCCUUUGUGUGUCUGUCGGCAUACGCUACUAACCAGGCGACAGUACAGAGGUAUAUGAGCAUCAAAAAUACCAAGCGAGCAAAUUAUGCGCUUUGGUUGAAUGCCCCGCUGUGGACGUUAUUCACAAUCCUGUUCAUGCUCAUGGGCCUGACGGCUUACGCCAAGUACCACGACUGUGACCCUGUCUUGGCACAACACAUAGACAGGCCUGAUCAGUUGGUGCCGUAUUUUGUUCUGGACACGCUGGGUUUUCUCCGCGGACUUCCCGGUCUUUUUGUCGCUUCCUGCUUCUCGGCUGCACUCAGCACCGUGUCGUCAGGCGUAAACUCACUAUCAGCCGUUGUACUAGAGGACAUGGCAAAACCAUUCUACACGCGUUGGCAUGGAAGACAGCUGGACGUGCAUUUAGCGACAACGUGGUCGAAGUACAUUGCGUUGUUCUUCGGAGUUUUGAACGUCAUCCUAGCCCUUCUUGUGCAACUCAUUGGAGCCGGAAUGAUUGAGAUAGCGUUGAGUUUCUUUGGAAUGGUGGGAGGCCCGCUUCUUGGCGUAUUCGCAAUGGGUAUGCUCUGUCCAGUAGUCAACUCAGCAGGUGCCCAAGACCCGGACGCUUUCCUCCAUUACAUUCAUAAUCUUGAUUGGCUUCGAAGCCUCCGUCCUUACACCAGGGACCCCUACGCUUCUCGACGCAAUUCUCUUAUCAAACUACCGAAGCUGGAUAUGAAUCCCAUGACAACUAUAAUUACAGAGACCCCAGAUGAUAAUUAUCUGUACAGGAUAUCGUACAUGUGGUACACGAUGAUCAGUGUCAUAGUCUGUACACUGGUUGGUGUAGCAGUCAGCUGUGCCACAGGCAGAAACAAGAAACCGGCGAUCGCGCGCCUGUUUUGGCCACCGGUGCUAAGAUACUCGUGUUUCCUCCCUCCGAUCAUAGCAGUCGAGGAAAAGAAAACGAAUAUGACAGGAAUUACUUACAGAGCGAAUGAACUGCCGGAAAAGGAGCCAUUGAACAAUACACCCGUCUGAUGACGUGUACGAUGCGACACCAAAACAAAUAAAUAGUAAAAUAAAUAUAUAUAUAUAAAUAAAGAAAUAAAGAAAUAUAUAUAUAU